Messenger RNA from Saccharomyces paradoxus, 1155 nucleotides. It is a transcript of the gene SMM1, whose product is annotated as tRNA-dihydrouridine(20) synthase (NAD(+)). Gene Ontology annotation, cellular component: cytoplasm. Gene Ontology annotation, biological process: tRNA dihydrouridine synthesis. The transcript has a single exon. Gene Ontology annotation, molecular function: tRNA dihydrouridine synthase activity; flavin adenine dinucleotide binding. The coding region runs from base 1 to 1155 and encodes 384 amino acids. The record is from RefSeq and is a predicted model, not a curated record. Lineage: Eukaryota; Fungi; Ascomycota; Saccharomycetes; Saccharomycetales; Saccharomycetaceae.
AUGGUUACGUAUGCUGGGAAACUGGUCCUAGCUCCGAUGGUAAGAGCUGGCGAACUACCCACGAGACUGAUGGCACUGGCCCACGGCGCAGAUCUCGUCUGGUCCCCAGAAAUCAUCGAUAAAAAGCUAAUCCAGUGCAUUAGGAAAGAAAAUACUGCACUGCAAACGAUUGACUACGUCGUGCCACAAAAGGUUCAGACCAGGCCGGAAACGCUCGUUUUCAGAACAUAUCCGAAACUGGAAUCCUCCAAGUUAAUUUUUCAGAUCGGAUCUGCAUCCCCGGCUCUGGCCACCCAGGCUGCUUUGAAAGUGAUCAACGACGUCAGCGGGAUAGAUAUCAAUGCAGGCUGCCCCAAACAUUUCUCUAUACACUCCGGCAUGGGCUCUGCCCUCUUGCGCACCCCAGACACACUAUGUCUCAUCUUGAAAGAACUGGUCAAGAACGUGGGUAACCCCUACAGCAAACCCAUCAGCGUGAAAAUAAGACUCUUGGACACUAAGCAAGACACUUUACAACUCGUCAAACGUCUCUGUGCCACGGGCAUCACAAAUCUCACGGUUCACUGCAGGAAAACAGAAAUGAGAAACAGAGAGCAGCCCAUCACGGAUUACAUUGCGGAGAUUUACGAGAUAUGCCGGGCGAAUAACGUAUCGUUAAUUGUGAACGGCGCUAUACGCGACCGCUCUCAUUUUCACGACCUACAAACCAACCAUUGGAAAAACGCCAAUAUUGGUGGCAUGAUUGCAGAGUGUGCUGAACGAGACCCUACCGUUUUUGACCACACCGCUAAGCCCUCAGAAGAUAGCCUGCAUUGGGUCGUUGCUUGUCGCGAGUUCAUUCAAUGGGCAACCAAGUUUGACAACCACGUUGGCAAUACAAAGUAUAUGUUGAGCAGAAUUGUCCCCGGAAAAUCAGUCUUCUUUCAGUACUUUGCCCGCUGCAAAAGCCCGGAAGAAGUUAGUUUCGUGCUAAAGGAAUUGAAAGAUGACGGAAGCGCCCAGACAGAUCCUUCAGAGUACUUGGAAAACUGCAGAGCCCAAGAGAAAGCUUUAAAAAACGCCAACGCUAUCGCCAAGCAAAAGAGGAAACUGGCCGAUCAUGCGGGCGGUGACGCUAAAAAGCAAAAGGUUGUACCACUUCCUGCAGAUAUAUAA